Molecule: messenger RNA, 711 nt
Organism: Closterium sp. Naga37s-1
Lineage: Eukaryota; Viridiplantae; Streptophyta; Zygnematophyceae; Desmidiales; Closteriaceae
Source: the annotation of a GenBank genome assembly
AUGCAACGUGUCCUGCCACGUGUCCUCUCCCUGGCCCGUCAGAACGCGGAGCUGUUCACGCUGACGUACGGCGCCAUGAACGCGGAGCUGUUCACGCUGACGUACGGCGCCAUGGUGCGACAGCUGCUGACGGACCUCGAGGAUAUCGAGGAGGUCAACAAGCAGCUCGACGCCAUGGGUUACAACAUCGGAGUGCGGCUGAUAGACGAAUUCCUCUCCAAGGCCAACGUCACACGCUGCUCCGACUUCAAGGAGACCGCUGAUAUUAUCGCCAAGCUGGGCUUUAAGAUGUUCCUGGGCGUGACAGCAACGGUGACCAACUGGAACGCGGAGGGCAACGAGUGCAGUCUGGUGUUGGACGACAACCCGCUGGUGGACUUUGUCGAGCUGCCUGAGUCCUGCUCCUCGCUCGUCUACUGCAACCUGCUGUGCGGCGUCAUCAGGGGGGCGCUGGAGCAGGUACGAAUGAGGCUUGAGGGUGUAACAGUGCAACCUGCUGUGCGGCAUCGUAGGAGGGGCGCUGGAGCAGGUAUGCAUGCAGACCUGACGCAGGUGAACGCAUUUGGAGUAGGUAUGAAUGUGUCGCAGGUGUCGCUGCGGGUGGAGGUGAAGUUGGUGCGCGACAUGCUGCGAGGAGAUGAUGCGUUUGAGAUGCGCAUGAAGCUCAUAGAGCAGAUGGCCGAGGUGUACCCAUUCAAGGACGCCGACUAG